Messenger RNA from Protopolystoma xenopodis, 1485 nucleotides. The record is from the annotation of a GenBank genome assembly. NCBI's taxonomy places the organism in Eukaryota, Metazoa, Platyhelminthes, Monogenea, Polystomatidea, Polystomatidae.
GUCGCCACCUCCGCAACUCCGCAACUCUUACUUCCGCAAAGCGGACUUCUUGUCUCCCAGGCCGACGGACAGCUGGUCUACUACCCCGCGGGUGUUCGGCCGGCCGCUGGCCUCAUCUCCGACACCGCCCCCGUCACUAACGCCAUUGUCUCGAGUCAGCGCGCGCUCUCUUCCACCAACAACUCCAACUCCUCCUUCUCCUCCUCCUCCUCCUCCUCUUCCUCUUCCUCUUCCUCUUCCUCUUCCUCCUCUUCAUCCUCCUCCUCCUCAUUAUCCUCCUGCUCUUCUUCUGUCGGCCCCGCCUACGGUCUCUCAGGCAGCGAUUCCGGUCUCGGCUCCACAGCCUCCUCUCCACGGCCCUCUGCAGCUGUGGUUGCCAUGGCGGCAGCUUGUGCUGCUGCCGUCUACACCGGAGGCCGGGGGAGCGGUGUGGAGGCCGGCUGGGCUCCCGGCCUACUGGGCUCUGGCUCGAGUGGGCAAAAGGUGUCACCGGCCGACCUGAUGAUCGCUUCGCCGGCCGGCCUGUUGACCUGUAGCCAAGGCAACGGCUUUGCGAUCACGGCCGGUGUGAGUCGAGUGGAGUCGAGUGAUACGUCGCCCUGUCUGGCGCAUCAGCUGCACCCUCAGACCGGCUUUUCCAGUCCCGCCGGGUUCAUGGCCGGCGGGUGUCUUGUCGAGGAUGUGUGUCGCCUCGAUCGAUCGAUUGCAGCGCCUAAAAUGCGUCUGGUCGAAUUGAUGGCCUACAUGGACCGAUGCCUGUUGCCGGGUGGUGACGAGGAUAGGACAACCGGGAAGCCGUCGGCCUCGGAGAACGGAGUGAGUACUCGCCAGGCAGGCCUGGUCCGAAGAGCUCCCUUACAGGCUGCUUUGUCUUCUUCCUCCACCACAUCCUCAUUCGCUCCAUAUUCACUUUCUCUCCUUUUUCACUUUUCUUCAUCAUCCUCUGCUGCUUUUGCUUUUUAUUCUCCUUCUCCUUCUCCUUCUCCUUUUUCUUCUUCCUCUUCUUUAUUUUCUCCUUCUUCUUCUUUCUCUUUCUUUUCUUCUCCUUCUUCUUUUUCUUCUUCUUUUUUUUCUUUUCUUCUCCCGCGUCUUAUCCCUCUUCAUUACCACAUUGUCCUUAUUCUUCUUCUGCAUCAUCUUCAUCUCAUAUACUUUAAUACAUCAUUUUUGUCUUCUUCAUCAACCUCAUCUUCCUCCAUUUUCUUUUCGGCCACACAAAUCUGUCCCAACAGCAAUUCGCCCAGGGAAUGGACUCAGAAAGCAGAUUCCCACUUGAUGUUAGUGUGCGUAUCAGUGCAUGUGUGCCUCCGUGUUUGCGUGCGCGCGCGCGCGCGGGUGUGCAUUUGUGUAUGCUUUUUUGGUGGGGCCUUUGAGGCCCACCGGUCCACUCAAGUUAAAACCGGAUCCCGAGUCGCGUUGCCAUCGCUACGACAUUGUCACGAUUACCCUCUGGGCGGGUGGAUUGUAUUGAGAGCCUUUAGUUGA